Messenger RNA from Leptomonas pyrrhocoris, 3605 nucleotides. RefSeq lists its product as hypothetical. NCBI's taxonomy places the organism in Eukaryota, Euglenozoa, Kinetoplastea, Trypanosomatida, Trypanosomatidae. The transcript has a single exon. Bases 822 to 3605 code for a protein of 927 amino acids. The record is from RefSeq and is a predicted model, not a curated record.
GGUCGAGCCACGGAACGCCAUUACUUGUUGCGCUGAGCGGGAGUACCAGCGUGGCGCUCAUGCGGCCUUCUCUGUGGCAGAAAGCAGCAUCGCCUCCCUUCUCACUGGUGUCUCGCACAAACCGUGAUGCUGGUGGAGCGGUAGUGCAAAACUUGAUCAUUGAGGUCAGCGAUCUCAAACGACGCCAGCAAAAUGCGGUGGAGCUGAAGACGUGCAUUGCGGCGCGUUAUGCGUUGUCUGUCAGCGGUGUGUCGUGCAGGCUUCGUCGUCACGGGCCCUCUGCCGUUUCGUCUCUGUUGUUCGCUACGAGGUCACACAAGGGUGGUCUCAGCAGCAGUCGUGGACACACUUCUUUGAGCACAUCCCUAAGGUCGUGGUGCUUCCCGGCAACGGCACUGCGUGCGCCUUCGCCGUCGCCACCCUCACCAACAACCCGCCCGUCAUCCGUGCGUUCUUCCUCCUCCACCACCCUUUCAACGACGAAUAACAGCAGAGAUGAUUUGAAGGAAGUGGUGUGUGCGUGCAUUCCGCGUGCGCCGCUCUGCGCGAAAGUGACAGCGGUGCAAUAUCUCGUCCUUCAGUACGAAUCCGCUCACCCAAUCUGGGGGCCUCUCAGUCAUGUUGACCGGCAGAAAAGUGGCGAUGAGGAGCCAACUCAAAGGCAACCGCUGCAGCAGCAGCAGCGCGGUUUAAAUGAAACCGCAUGGAGCAGAAGUCGCUCACCGGAAGCGUCGUCUGCGCACGUGAGUGAGCCCCGUUACGCCCUUAGCAACGAGGGGCGCCUUCGCUGUAUUCGCGCUUCGUACGGCUCCUUCAGAGAAAUGCUCAUCUCCAUGGCGCAGGAGCGUCUCGGCAGCGACAAGUUAGCGCGCGAGCACCGCGCCACAGCGGCGGGCAGCCGCAACGCAGCCGCGGCGGAGGAGGAGGUGUACCGCGGCGGUGGUCGCUACGGCAUUUACCUCUCCGUCGACCUUGUCUUCGUCACGAUCGCGUCGUCGGCGCUGGAGGCGGGACGGGCGUUCCGUAACGCCUACGUGCCGCUUUCAGAGCAGGACUUGGUGUACAUGCGAAAUGCGCUGCCGGCGAUGGACAAGGAAACAAGCCGUCAGCAGCUACCGCAACGCUCCGCGACGGAAACGCAGCCGUUGUCGGUAGAGUCAACCGUGAACGUCACCGGUGAUAACGACACGGAGGAUCUGGACGAGGAGAACGUUGUUGACCCCGCUAUUUACUGCUACCCGUUCUUUCCCGGCUGGGGAGUCCAUCUCACUGAGCGAGCACGCGCGGCACAGACGGAAAGCAAAGUCCUCUCGCAGACACUGCAGCUGCGCAGCGCUAAAAACGGAGACACACUUAUCGAGACGUACAUCCCGUACUUCGGCGACGACUUCAUUCCGCCGCCGCCGCCGACGGAGUUCGUGGCCGGCCCCGCACAAGGUAGUUGCAGUAGCAGUAGCAGUAAUAGCCGUAACCCGUCAACGUCAUCGCCGUCAGCGGGAAAGGAUGCGGCGCCGACUGGGGUGCCGGCCGUCGAGCCGUCCACCAGCACCUUCACACCACAGCAAAUUGAGGCGCUGCUCCCGACUUACUUCGUACCGAUGGACGCGUUUCUGGCGCAGCUGCCGGCCGGUUACACGGCCGACCACGUGCGCGCCGUCUUCAGCGAGACGAAGGCGGUGGAGACGGUGCAGCUGGGCGGCAACACGUUCAUACGCUUUCACGGUGGCCGGGACGGAGAGGGCUUCUCCAAAACCAUGCUCCACGAUCAGCAGCGGCGACUUGAUUUUGUGGAGCCGUACGAUGCAGCCACGGCGAGCAGCGCACUCGAGAAACAUCGCCCAAGUAGCAGCACGAGGGGAGAAGAGGAAGAAGCGCAGCUGCGUCGCGGCAUCGCCGCCUUUAAGCCCGAUCCGUUCCUCCUCUACGCCUUUCUCCCGCUCUUUACGCGGCCCUUUCAGUGGCUGCCGCUUUACGACGUCGUGCAGCACGCACCGGCCGCGGUGCAGAACAAACUCUUGCCACUGCGAGCGCAGCUCACGCUUCUCUACUUUGCUCAGCAGCAGCAGCGGGUGCAGUUCACGCCGCAGAAUGGGGGCGGCGUCGCGCUGUGCGGCCCCCCGACCCGGUCGCUGCGUCCGGAGACGACCCCGCUGCCCCGUGUGCUGGCGGAGCUGUGUGUCUUGAUCAGCAACCGCGGAGUGGUGUACGUGGAAGAGCUGGAGAACGACGCGGGGCAGUUACUGAGCGAUUACGCGAAGCGGCACAUCAUCGCGUACUUCGGCACGUUGCGCCGUUUUUUGUUUCAACACGAAGCAUCGUUCCGCCUUUCGGUAUUUACCUCUCCGACGACGUUGUAUGAGGCGGGCGCCGCCACAGGAGAAAAGGAGGCAGGGACGGGGAGUGAGCAACGCGCACUGGGUGCGCAGGGCCCUGCGAGUCUGCCCACUUCCUCCCCCGCACAAACUUCUCCUUCGCCUGCCGCAGCAGCGACAGCAGACAACACACCAAGAGACGGCAAGGAGGCAAAUGACAGGCACCACACGACUGAAACGGCGUUGCCGCCGCGACCCGGUGCCGGAUUCAUCACCAACGCGCCCCCACAGUUCCUGCACUUUAGCGCCAGCAAUUUCCCACCACACGAGGGCGGCAGCAGCGACGCCGCCGCCUCUCCCUCCGACUCCGCCGCAGACGCGCUGCGGCAGGGUGUGGUGCACACGCCAAAUAUCUCGCGUGACGAGGCGCAGCUCGACGUGGAGGGCUUUCCUCGCUGGCUCGCCUCGCGUGACCUCGCGGUGCAGCUGGAGAAGGAGGCGAAGCUGCACGACCGCCAUAUGGAGUCGUUGACAGAGCAACUGGAGGUGGUCGAGAGGUCCAAUUCACGCAAGGGGCGCAAACUGCGCCGUCGUCUCGCCGCCAUCGUGAAUCCAAACUCCCCAUUUAGCGACCCUGCUGUGUUGCUGGACGCCAUCCUGCGCUACCUCCCACCCACCCGUCAUGUCUCCCUGAAGGCGCUUCUCGCAGCACUGCCGACGUCUAUGAGCGAUUUCCUGCCGAACGACCCGGUCCGCCUUUUCCGCAACAGCCCCGACAAGGUGCAGCUCUUUGAGUACCGCCGCAAGAACCACCUACGGGUGAUGCGACCGGGCCUGCCGCUGCCCGACGGCCGACUCCGCGCCUCCUACACGGAGGAGGAGCUGCUGCAUCUCAUUGCCGCGCAGCUGCCUCCGGGCCAGGGGAUGUACUCCAACGCCCUGUACGGCAAUCUGCCCUACGGCGCGCGGGAGGCCAUCCGCCUGCGUCACCACCACCUCGUUACCCUCGUGGAACGCUACCCACAGUAUUUUGUGGUUGUGUUCUCAGACGCCGCGAAGGAGGCGAAGCACCGGGCGCGCGUCUCGCUGCUGCGGCCGCCGCCCGCGCCGAGAGACUGGUCAGCGAACGACGUCGCGUUUGAGUCUGCGCUGACGGCCGAGGAGUUGGAGUCGGUGGAGAAGGCGGACCGGGCGGUGCUGCUCGCAGAGCUGCCUCCUGAGUUGCUGCGGGACACGCCCGCCUCCCGAAGCGCCGCGCAGGGGAGAGAGCCGGAGAGCGAGGAACAGAAUUAG